Molecule: messenger RNA, 888 nt
Organism: Salvia hispanica
Lineage: Eukaryota; Viridiplantae; Streptophyta; Magnoliopsida; Lamiales; Lamiaceae
Source: RefSeq, a predicted model, not a curated record
GAAAGACAGCUAGAGAUGAGGAAGAAAUCGACGAAAUCAUCAGCAGCCGCGCUCCUAGGACCAUCUCCUCUACCACCGCCGGACGCAGCGGCCACGAUGAGUCCAUCGCCGGCGGAGUCUCCGGCAGAGCUGUUCGAUUUCGAUCUCAAUGCACUCGCAGGUAUCGGCUCGUCGUUGAAGAACAAAAAAUGCGUUUCUAGAGCAUCAGGUUCGAAGCGAAUUCAGCCUACUGGAUUCUCUCCAUCGCCGCCGCUUAAAAGUGUGAACACGAUCGCUGAUCUGAAGGAUCUGGCGUCUUCUAAUAUGGAAUCCAUCAAGCAACAUAUGGAGAGAUCGCAUUCUGAAAUUGCGAAGGAUUUUGAGUCUUCAAAGUGUCGCCUGCACAAACGCUACAAGAUCCAGACUCAAGAAUGCCAGCGAAUCAUGGAUGAGGCAGAUAAAGAACAUAAGAAGAUGUUUGAUCGAAUCAAUGAAGGUAGAGAAGCAAUGAAGGCUUCAUAUGCCGAGUUUAUAGCAGAAGCACAGACCACUGCAUCUCGUCUAUGUAAAACAACUAUUCCCGAGCUAGCAAAAAGUACUGAGAAAAGCAUUUCUUCACUCAAGAGCCGUUUUGGGAUCUCAUAAACUGCAUCUUGACACCGUGACGGCUCCUAGGAUUUAUAUGCUUAGAUUGAUGGAAAUGGCGCAAGUGAGGUUCCAGGGCAGCAACUUAGUGCAUCUUCUUGCAUCGGUGAGCAAGCUAAAACUAUUGUUUUGUGACAAUCAACGAUCCCACUCCAUACAAAUAGCACUUUUGUAGAGAUGAAGUUUUAUAGUAGGACCUAAUAAUUGUGGCCCCUGGCUGUGGGAUAUGCCAGAAUUUUCCUUCAUCUAUAAAACUUGAAAAUG